AUGUCGUACUCCAUCUCGAUGACAAAAUCGUCCGAAAGAACUUCCGAAAGAUCCCCGGCUUCUUCUCUCUCUCGUUCACCGUCCGAAAGCUCCUUGUCCUCCCUCGGCUCUGAUUUUUCGGGUGAUGAAUACAUGGAGCAAACGAGAUGCCGCACGAGACGCAGCACCAGUUCCACGAGUUCUGAAGAUUCGACACUUCGCCCAACGGUCUACUAUGUGAUCAACGAUGAAGGACAACGCAUUCAAAUAGAUAAACGCAUCUUCGAAGAUUCUUUCAAUGCCGAAGCACUUCGAAGAUUCUGUGCAACUUAUAAUGAAGAGCCAACCGAUGCUCAAAUUGCUGUAUUAGCAGACAUGUUGCAGAUUGAAUUCAAUCCAAAAGCUCAAGAGAAACAACGGGAAUACAGGAAACACAUGAAGGAACUAUUUUCUAAACACCAGUGGUGUAGUGGGACGAAAAGAACCCAGAUCAGUAUGGCACUGGGAUAUAAAGAAGGAAAGAUGAAGGCGGACCUCCAAAAAAUGAGGAAAACAGCGAUGGAUGCUUUCUUGACCAAAGGGUUCCCGUUGCCGUGCCAGAUGAAAACACUUAUGAAGUACGAGGAAAAGUACAACAAAACCUCGAAGAAGAAGUUGGCGGAAUUAACACGGAAAAUAGUAUUGAAAACAAACGUUCAUGGAGCUCAAGUAGUUUCUUUCAUGAAUCUCGCAAGAGAUCGAAAGGCUAAGUUCGAGAGAAAAUUGAGGAGAGCAGCGAGAACGCCACUGGUUGACAGUGAUUUUGAAAUGGAGGAAAAUUAUCAUGAAAGGAAUGAUGAUUACGUGAGAAACGAAGAAAAUGGAAACAAUGACGAUAUGUAA
Messenger RNA from Caenorhabditis remanei, 861 nucleotides. RefSeq lists its product as uncharacterized. Bases 1 to 861 code for a protein of 286 amino acids. The record is from RefSeq and is a predicted model, not a curated record. The transcript has 7 exons. NCBI's taxonomy places the organism in Eukaryota, Metazoa, Nematoda, Chromadorea, Rhabditida, Rhabditidae.